AUGACAAGAUCAGAGGGCUUUAGAUGCCACACCACCCCUUAUCAACAACAAGAGGCUGCGCAUGUGAGAUCGACUCCCGCCGCCAUUCAACAAUCAACCAGACCUCUCUUCCAACAAUCUCGAGAACUUCAAGCCGCCCUGUCAGAUGAUGACCCCGCCGAAGACUACACAGACGAAGACCACAUCUGCGAGAUGAUUGACGAAACUCUCGCCAUGCUUGAAGGCAAGCAAGACGUCGGCGUGUUUUGUGUCUGCAAGCCGACAUGCGAAUGUAAAGAAAAGUGUGCAGUCGCACCCAGGGACAAAGCAUGUCCUUGCAAAUGCUACGAAAGGAUGUGGCCACAUGUUAGACGCGAGCAGCCGCAGAACGCAGGCAACCAACCCCAGGCCCGCGUGCAAGAAGAACGCCCAACCACUCCCAGGAGCGUCUCAGUAUAUAGCCAAAAUUCAAUCCAAGCAAGUCUCCAGAGAGAAGACCAACAGGAAGUUCACACUCCUGACAACAAUCAUGCCUCUCUCUCGACAGAGGGCACCUGGAGUGCCAGUCGGGCAGAGCUCUGGGCCCGCCUCUCGGCACCGGGUCCGCCCACCCCAACAACAACAACUGCAAAGCCCAAGGCGGGCAGAGGUUAG
Molecule: messenger RNA, 633 nt
Organism: Aureobasidium melanogenum CBS 110374
Lineage: Eukaryota; Fungi; Ascomycota; Dothideomycetes; Dothideales; Saccotheciaceae
Exons: 2
Coding region: 1-633 (210 amino acids)
Source: RefSeq, a predicted model, not a curated record